Molecule: messenger RNA, 1053 nt
Organism: Gracilinanus agilis (Agile Gracile Mouse Opossum)
Lineage: Eukaryota; Metazoa; Chordata; Mammalia; Didelphimorphia; Didelphidae
Gene: PLEK
Product: pleckstrin
Exons: 9
Coding region: 1-1053 (350 amino acids)
Biological process (GO): intracellular signal transduction; actin cytoskeleton organization
Cellular component (GO): plasma membrane
Source: RefSeq, a predicted model, not a curated record
AUGGAGCCAAAGAAAAUCAGAGAAGGUUACCUUGUGAAAAAGGGCAGUGUGUUCAAUAGCUGGAAACCCAUGUGGGUUGUAUUACUGGAAGAUGCGAUUGAAUUCUACAAGAAGAAAAGUGACAACAGUCCCAAGGGUAUGAUCCCUUUAAAAGGAAGUACUCUUACCAGUCCCUGCCAAGACUUUGGUAAAAGGAUGUUCGUGUUUAAACUCGCCACAACCAAGCAGCAAGACCACUUUUUCCAGGCUGCCUACUUGGAGGAGAGAGAUGCCUGGGUACGGGAUGUUAAAAAGGCCAUUAAGUGCAUUGAAGGAGGACAGAAAUUUGCUAGGAAAUCCACUAGAAGGUCUAUUCGAUUGCCAGAAACCAUUGACUUGAGUGCCUUAUAUUUAUCCAUGAAGGAUACUGACAAAGGAGUCAAAGAGCUGAAGCUAGAGAAGGACAAGAAGAUAUUCAACCACUGUUUUACAGGAAACUGUGUGAUUGACUGGCUGUUAUCAAAACAAUCUGUCCGGAAUCGUCAGGAAGGUAUCAUGAUAGCAUCUUCAUUGCUAAAUGAAGGUUUCCUACAGCCUGCUGGGGACUUGUCCAAAAAUGCAGUUGAAGGAACUGCUGAAACCUCCUUCCUUGAUAACCCUGAUGCUUUCUACUACUUUGCAGACAGUGGAUUCUUCUGUGAAGACAAUUCCGAUGAUGAUGAUGUGGUUCUGAAGGAAGAAUUCAGAGGAAUAAUUAUUAAGCAAGGGUGCCUACUGAAGCAGGGCCAUCGGAGGAAGAACUGGAAAGUGAGGAAGUUUAUUCUGAGGGAGGAUCCUGCCUAUUUGCACUACUAUGAUCCUGCUGGGGGAGAAGAUCCACUGGGAGCAAUUCACCUGAGAGGCUGUGUGGUCACGGCGGUGGAGAGCACCCCUGAUGCUAAGAAGAGUGGUGAUGAAAACCUUUUUGAGAUCAUCACUGCUACUGAAGUUCAUUAUUUCUUGCAAGCAGCCACCCCUCAGGAGCGCACAGAGUGGAUCAAAGCCAUUCAGGUGGUCUCCCGGACUGGAAAGUGA